GCAGUGGUUGAGAGCGAGUCGUCCCGAGUGAAUUGACACUUCAGAUUACUUAACACGUUGGAACACCGUCACGAUGGCUGAAACGAGGAAGCCCAUGGGCGAAUUUAAAGAGGAUUCCAUAACUGUGGAAAUUGAUGCUAUUGCCAAAAAUUACAUAUUCGACGAAAGUUUGCGCGGCAAAUGGAUGCUGUUCUUCAACCACGAUUACAUGGACGACAUGUGGGCUAAGGCCGUAGAGCUCUACAGCGCUGGAGAGCUGCCUGGCAUCAUCUCCAUCAAGACGUCGACCGCCGCUCCGUGCGAGCGUUCAGGAACGACGGAAUACGGAGCAAUACGCUUCACGUGUGGGCCUCACACGGACCGCGAACGAAUUCUCCAAUACGGGCAGCAGCUGGUGAAGAAAAUGCAGUAUUUCAAUGUUGAUUUCGGAUUCGUUGCCUACAAGACUGAUGGCCAGUCGAGGAUCGGGACAAAGGCUACUGGAGCUACGAAGAAUUAUCUGUACCGCAUGCCCGUGCCCACGUAUGACCACUUAAAGCAGAGAUCGGGGCAGAGGACGGAACCCCCCAUAAAAAUACCGUCUCGGAUGUCUACUCGCCAGUGGGUCACUGAAGUGGUGGGGGAUUACAUCGAGGAUCCUGCCGAUUUUGAAGAUUAUGCGAGAUGGUUGAUGAAGUUCCCUGAAGGAACCCACCAUGACUCUGCGUGGGUCAGAGCUUGUCGCCUCUACCGCAGCGGUGAACUGGAAGACGUCGCGUACAUGCAAACGUCGACAGCCAAACCCGCGCCGGGCAAAGAGAACGUAAAAGAGGGAGUGAUAUUUUUCUACUCCCGAGACAACCUUUCGCCGUCAAAACUGCAGCAAUGCGGAAAAAAUCUUGUGCAAAAACUUAAUUACUCAUCGAGGCAUGGGGAGCUAUUAUGUAGGUCUUACAAGACGGGCCGUACCUGGGUUGUACUGUGCCGGGUUCCCACUCUUGAACAGUGAACUUGAAUCUGACAUAGCGAACAGCGCCGUGUGCCCAAUAAUGACCAUUCGAAUUUUUUUCAUGAUUAAAUUCGCUUUUAAGUACCCCAACUGAUCUAUGUUUAGCGUUAUACGUAUAAAUUAUUCGCUCUUUGAAACCUGUCCCCUGGAUGAGCUCAGCACCCCAUUGAAAAUUGCUCAAAAAUGAAUGUCCCAUAAUACAUAUCAAUUACCAAGGUGAAAAUAUUAUUCGGUAUAAUCCAAUCAAGGAAAUUUGUUGCAGAUAUUACUAUUGUGUUAACAUUAUCCCGCCGUCGUAUUAAUGUAA
Messenger RNA from Hyalella azteca, 1295 nucleotides. RefSeq lists its product as uncharacterized. The transcript is spliced from 3 exons. Bases 74 to 988 code for a protein of 304 amino acids. The record is from RefSeq and is a predicted model, not a curated record. NCBI's taxonomy places the organism in Eukaryota, Metazoa, Arthropoda, Malacostraca, Amphipoda, Hyalellidae.